Messenger RNA from Durusdinium trenchii, 3030 nucleotides. The record is from the annotation of a GenBank genome assembly. Lineage: Eukaryota; Dinophyceae; Suessiales; Symbiodiniaceae.
AUGGGAGAAAGUGACGCCAUCUCCCGAAAAGCCGUGAGACACCACAUCACUGACGAGACCUAUGAGACUGAAGAUCCCUUCGGCCAGAUCUAUGGAAAGCUGACUCCACUGCAGCAGGAAAGCCUCGUGACCUCAGCCGACCACUAUCAACAAGAGGCAGAGGAGACCUUUGAAGUGCUCUUCAACACGUCGUCUCAGGUAGACUUGAUGGAAGUGUGUUGUCCUCCUGACAGUCGCUUGUCCCAGACAUUCCUGGACAACAACCGCAAGGCGAUCCGAGUUGGCCUGCCGGCCCAUGACCUGUCCAACUCCAAGGACACUGAGGAGAUCAUCGCCAUGAUUCAUGAUUUGAGACCCAAGAUGAUGUGGAUCUCUCUUCCUUGCGGACCUUACUCUCCUAUUCAGCACAUCUUCAACCAGGCAACUCCUGAGCAAGAAGCAGCACUGCUUUUGAGGAAGAAGAGAUCUCGGAAGCUCAUUCGCAAUGCCCUUCGCCUGGUGAAGACACAGCUUGAAGAAGGAAGACAUGUAUGUUGGGAAUGGCCUCAAAACAACGGUGGCUGGCGACUUCCCGAGCUCAAGGUCCUCUAUGAUCUGAUGAGCCAGUUCAAGGAGACGCACCAUGCCCACAUCCAUGGCUGCGCCUUCGGCGUGAAGAAUGCAGUGGGUAUGCCUUUGAAGAAACCAUGGAAGGUGGUUUGCACUUCACCCUCUAUGGCAGCUGCGCUGACUCGCCGAUGUCCUGGAAACCACGAGCAUGCCGAAUGCAUUGGUGGGCAAGAUGCUCGAAACUCAGGCUUCUAUCCAGAAGCCAUGUGCCGGACUAUCUUUCGCACGGUCCAGUCUAUGAACCACUCUCUGGAUGGUGGAGCCUUUGCCGAGUCCUUUCCCAUCUUCGAUGACACCCUGAUGGAGGAUGAGAAGGAGCUCAACUUAGAGAAACCUUUGAGCGACAGUGAACGAAAGAUGGCCAUGCAGACUUUGGCCAAGCUACACCGACGCACCGGGCAUCCCUCCAAUCAUGCCCUAUCUGGUUGCCUCAAACAUCGUGGAGCUCACCAUGAGGUGAUUGAGAUGGCAAAGAAAUAUCAAUGUCCAGAAUGUCAAGAGCUUCGGCUAGCUGAGUUGAACCCUUCUGGAGCUCUUCAGCGGCAUGGCACCAGGCACUCCCAGAGCACCACAACAGCAACCAGCGACUCCGACAGCACCCCAGAGAUCCAGAACCCCGGGAAGAGGGUUAGCCUGUCCAGAUUGGCACGAGAUCCAAGAUACACACCCGAGCCAGUGCCAAAACCCAGAACUGUUCCAGAACUCUUUGAGCAGCCUAUCUUCAAGAAGCAGCGACGCCUGCACCAAGGCGAAGAUGAGGCGAUGAUGGUCAGUGACACUAUGACCACGCCCAUGGAGGAUUUGGCUGACUACGCCUGCGUUCUCUACCUGGACUUGCCAAGCAAAGCCAAUGAGUGGAGAAAGAUGCGACGAACGCCCAUCAACUACUUCGUGAAGAAGGUGCGUGGAGCAGAAAUCCAAUGGCACAAACUUGAUCCCACCGAGAAGAAGAAAUUCAUGGAGGCAAAACACUUGGAGGUGCAGCAAUGGCUCACCGCCUCAGCCGUGAAGCGCAUCACAGGCGACUAUCCCAAAGAUCGCCUAGUGAGAAUGCGGUGGGUGUUGACCUACAAAGAGAAUGGAGCAGCCAAAGGCAGAAUAGUGCUGAUCGGGUUUGAAGACCCCGAUCUAGGCUCAAUUCAGAGCUCAGCCAUUGAGCAGAUCACCUACACCACCAAGAAUGAGCAUGAGCCUUUGACAAAAGACGAGAUGUCUCAGCUUCGGGGAGCACUCGGUGCACUUCAAUGGCGGGCGCAACAGACCGCGCCUCACCUGAUGGCCCGACUGGGUCAGCUGCAGAGCUCCAUCACCAAAGCCAACAUUGAGACCAUCAAGGCCACCAACAAGCUGAUUCGUGAGAACUUCCAGCAUCGCUACUUGUCGGCACGAAUUAAUCAGCUGGGUGUGGAGGAUCCCCGAUCGGUUCACUUCGUGGCAUGGAGCGACGCAGCUCUCGCAAAUCGCAUCGACCUCAGCUCUACUGGAGGAUUCCUCAUAGCAGCUACUUCAGAGAAGAUGUUGCUUGGUGAGCGUGCUCCUUUGACGCUAGUCUCUUGGCGUUCAAGCCGCUUAGCUCGAAAAGCCAGAAGCAGCUUGGCAGCAGAGACCCAGGCUAUGAGCGAGGCAGAUCAAGAGCUCCUUUUUGUGCGACUAGCCUGGGCAGAGUUUUGUGCUUUUGAAGUUGAUUUGAAAGCCAGCGAGAAGGCAAUCUCGCAAAUCCCCGGAACAGUUGGCACAGAUGCAAAGGCACUUUUUGACAUUUUGUUGAAGAGUGAUCUCAAUUCGGCCGCGGCAGGGUUGCGUGAUAAAUAUUCCGCAUUGGAGGUGCUUUGCCUGCUUGAAUCCUUGGCAAAGCUAGGAACCAAGGCUCGCUGGGUGCAUAGCGACCAACAGCUUGCCGACCAUUUGACCAAACCCCUUCCGGCCGGAACACUCCAUAAGGUCCUCAGUGAAGGCGCAUGGACGUUGGUGUUCGACCCAACCUUUACAAGCGCCAAGAAGGUAAAGGCGGCCAUGCGGAACAACUCGAGCCAAAAGUUUGGGGGCAUGGGACCCUUUUGCCGAAUCUCCUUUGCAAGCCAUGUGUGCUUGACUACGCUACGGCGCUUGAAGGAAAAGCUGGCUUGGUGCGCAGCUUUGUCAGAGGUUUCGACGCGGAUUGACUUCGCCUCACUGGAAGCAUCUGGCGUGGGGAAGUUUGUGGUGGUCGGGGGCGAUCUCGGCUUCUCCGUGGGCCUGUUCACUGGUCUGGCGGUGCUGUGUAUCAUUGCCCUCAUCGCGAGGCGGAUGCUCUUCGGGGGCGAGCUCGGAGGUCCUCAGAAGCCGAAGCUGCUCACCGCAGCCUUUAUGGUGCUCCUCUGGCUCAUCUAUGUGAUCGUUUCGGCGGUUAACAUUAUCAGCAACAAGGGCCCCUGCGACUAA